AUGGCAUGUUCAAAAAUAUUUUCGGGAGAAUUACCCGAAUUAUUGAGCGAAAUUAUACAAUACUUUCGAAAUGAUUUUUCAACAUUACAUUCGUGUAUUUUAGUCAAUAGAUUAUGGUGUCGUUUGGCGAUUCCAUUAUUAUGGGAAAAUCCAUUUUCGAUUAUUCCCAAUAAAAAUUAUUUCUCUAUUGAAUAUCAUAAAAUUCGUUUUAUUGAAACUUAUUUAGUCAUGUUAAAUGAUAAUGAUAAAAUAAAAUUAUAUGAAUUCGGUAUAAACAAUCCACUUCAUUCAAAUAUACUAUUUAAUUAUUCUAGCUUUAUUCAAUAUUUAGAUACACGUUUGGUUGGUGAUUGUAUUGAAAAUUGGGUUUCAUCCGUUAAAAAAAAUGAAAAACCUUCAUAUAUUUUUCUCAAAAUUACACAAAAUUUAGAUUUCAUAAAAUUUGUUUAUAAAUCAUUAAUUAAAAUGUUCAUUGAAAAUGAAGCAGUAUUGCAUACUUUUGACAUUAAGAUUCGUCAAAAAUAUUUUGAUAUUGUUUCUGAAUUAGUUUUACAAAGUUCAAAUUUCAUUUGUAAUAUAAGAAAUUUUUAUCUUGAAUCUUACCUAUAUGAAAAUGAUAAUAUAACCCCUUUAUUAAAAUUUUUAAAUUCUAAUUGUAAUUCAAUUUCAUCGCUCUAUAUUUCAAGUUCAUGUAAUCAUAAAGAUAAUAGUAAACUUAUUGAAUAUUCAUCACAAUUAUCACAAUUAAUUAAAUCACAAAAAAAUCUAAAAAAAAUUUUUUUUCUUUAUGAUUUUCCUCAUUCAACGUUAUUAAAUUCUAAUUGUUUAAACACUUUAAACACUAUUAUAUUAUUUAACAUCGAUUUUAAAAAUAUAAAUUUCUUAAAUGAAAUAUUUGAACAAUUAAAUGUUUUAGAAUCUAUUCACAUUAUUUACUGUCGUUCUCUAGAUUUUAAUUUUAUUCAACAAAUAAUUAAUUUAACUAAACCAUUUAAAUUAAAAUCCUUAUUUGUGAAUAAAAUAUUUGAGUCAAUAGAAUUAUUAUUACAAAAAUCUGGCGAUUAUUUAGAAAAUUUUGGAUUCGGGUCAUUUAAAAUUUAUGAUGAUGAUGAUGAUGAUGAUGAUGAAUCAGAAUCACAACUAAUUGAAUUAAUUACAAAAUAUUGUAAGAAAAUUAGAUUCUUUGAAUUAUAUGAAUUCAAUAUUCAGAAUAUUUAUCCAUCAUUCAAUUUAAUUAAAAAUAUUCAACAAAACCUUAAUUAUCUUACUAUUGAUUUAAAUUAUGAUUUUGGAAUGUGCUUUUGUGAUAGUGAUGCCGAAGUUAGUUCAAUUGUACUUCGAAAUUUAGGACAAAUUCUUCCUCCUAAAUUAGAAUAUUUGAAUAUGUCUCUUGUUAUGAAUACAAAUGAUUUUAUAAUAUUUUUGCAAAAUUCUCAAAAUACUUUUAUCAAGAAAUUAAUAUUUAGUAAUAUAAUAAAUGGAACACGAGAAAAAGUUGGGCAAGAUGAUAUGUUGUAUUAUAUAAAAGAAUAUAUCAUGAAAAAGAGAAGAGUUAAAUACUUUGCUUUUCUAAACCUUUUCACAGAUAAUUAUGAUAAAGAAGAAUUGUAUGAUUUGAAAGAUGAAGUAAAGGAAUUUAAAUUACAUGAUAUAGUAGUCCAAAAUUAUAAUGAUUUGAGAAUUAGUAGAUUUAUCGAAUUUUUAAAAGAAUAUUAG
Rhizophagus irregularis DAOM 181602=DAOM 197198 is the source of this 1716-nucleotide messenger RNA. RefSeq lists its product as uncharacterized. The record is from RefSeq and is a predicted model, not a curated record. NCBI's taxonomy places the organism in Eukaryota, Fungi, Glomeromycota, Glomeromycetes, Glomerales, Glomeraceae.